GCGUACACCCGAGGGAGCAGCGGCCUGACUUUCUUCCUGCAGACCUGGGUUUAACGCCGUCCUUACGGUCCCUGACCCAGGAUCCUGCUGCCCUAGCUUGUCUCUCCUGUGUACCCGAGAUCCAAACCACGGUGUCCGCUAUGGCGGAACCAGAACCUCGGUUCCUUUCCAAGAAAUGCAUCCAAGAUUCAGGACCCCCAACUUUCCCACCGUGAUGGAGCCAGAAUUGGGCCCCCUUACGAGAAAUGCAUCCAAGGUCCAUGCUAGGAUCCCUCCUGUGGUGGAUCCAGAAGUCAGAGUCCUGGUGUCUUUCUAAGAUUUGCACCCAAGAUCCAGGAUCCCAGGUCCUCCCUCUACCACGAUGAAGGGGCCUGUUCUCUUCCGAGAUCUAGGGCCCCAAAAUAUCCUUUCGAUGAUGGAGACAUGAGGCCAAACCCCUGUGUCCUGCCAAGUAAUGCUUCCAAUACCCAAGCACCCUGUUCUACUGCGUUGGAACCAAGGAGCCAGAGCAUCCAAAUAAAGCAUCUAAAAUUCAGACUCCGAACAGGUCCAGGAUCCUGGGGACUGGUUCCCUUCCAAGUAAUGGGCCCAGAAAUUCAUCUCCAGACCUAUGAAAUGAGAUUCCUAGGCACUUCUGCCCAAACUAAGGACUCAGGGUCUUACUCCCUCUCCCCUCAGACUUCUGGCACCCAUUCGUCUUCUGGACAGGAAUCCAGGCCCCCAGCCCAAAUCCUUUCUCAGGAUGCAGGAGUCCUGGCCCCCAGAACUAAUUUUUUGACCCUGGUCCCUAGAGCCCCCAGACUUGACUCCAGAGGAACGCAUGGAGCUAGAGAACAUCCGUCGACGGAAGCAGGAGCUGCUGGUGGAGAUCCAGCGCCUGCGGGAAGAGCUAAGCGAAGCUAUGAGCGAGGUGGAGGGUCUGGAGGCCAAUGAGGGCAGUAAGACCUUGCAGCGGAACCGAAAGAUGGCAAUGGGCAGGAAGAAGUUCAACAUGGACCCCAAAAAGGGGAUCCAAUUCUUGGUGGAGCAUGAACUUCUGCAGAACACACCUGAGGAAAUUGCCCGCUUCCUGUACAAGGGCGAGGGGCUGAACAAGACAGCCAUUGGGGACUACCUAGGGGAAAGGGAAGAGCUAAACCUGUCUGUGCUCCAUGCUUUUGUGGAUCUCCAUGAGUUCACCGACCUCAACCUGGUACAGGCCCUCCGGCAAUUCCUAUGGAGCUUCCGCCUCCCUGGAGAAGCUCAGAAAAUUGACCGAAUGAUGGAGGCCUUUGCCCAGAGAUACUGCUUAUGCAACCCUGGGGUCUUCCAGUCUACAGACACCUGCUACGUGUUGUCCUUUGCUGUGAUCAUGCUGAAUACCAGCCUUCACAAUCCAAAUGUCAGAGACAAGCCAGGCCUAGAGCGCUUUGUGGCCAUGAACCGGGGCAUCAAUGAGGGUGGGGACCUGCCUGAGGAUCUUCUCAGGAACCUCUAUGACAGCAUCCGAAAUGAGCCCUUCAAAAUCCCCGAGGAUGAUGGGAAUGAUCUCACACACACCUUCUUCAACCCAGACCGAGAGGGCUGGCUCCUGAAGCUGGGAGGGGGCCGGGUGAAGACUUGGAAGCGGCGCUGGUUCAUCCUUACAGACAACUGCCUCUACUACUUUGAGUACACUACGGACAAGGAGCCCCGAGGAAUCAUCCCCCUAGAGAACCUGAGCAUUCGUGAGGUGGAUGAUCCUCGGAAGCCGAACUGCUUUGAGCUUUACAUUCCCAACAAUAAGGGGCAGCUCAUCAAAGCCUGCAAAACCGAGGCUGAUGGCCGGGUAGUAGAAGGGAACCACAUGGUGUACCGAAUCUCAGCACCCACACAGGAAGAGAAGGAUGAGUGGAUCAAGUCCAUCCAGGCUGCUGUAAGCGUGGACCCCUUCUAUGAGAUGUUGGCAGCAAGAAAGAAGCGGAUUUCUGUGAAGAAGAAGCAAGAACAACCCUGACCCCUGUCCCCAACUCCAUUAUUUAUUUUGGAGCUGCCCCGCCUGGGUGGCAGGACCCCUGGGCCCUGGGGCUGUGGAUCCUGGUUCCCCGUUUGGAAAAUCACCACCUCUAGCUCCUGAGUCCUUAUUUGUAAUUAACAUAUUGGUAAUCUUAUUAAUUAUUUAACCCCUCGUGC
Grammomys surdaster is the source of this 2151-nucleotide messenger RNA. RefSeq names its product cytohesin 2 (gene Cyth2). Gene Ontology annotation, biological process: regulation of ARF protein signal transduction. The record is from RefSeq and is a predicted model, not a curated record. The coding region runs from base 821 to 1975 and encodes 384 amino acids. The transcript has 11 exons. Lineage: Eukaryota; Metazoa; Chordata; Mammalia; Rodentia; Muridae. Gene Ontology annotation, molecular function: guanyl-nucleotide exchange factor activity.